Cordyceps fumosorosea ARSEF 2679 is the source of this 1980-nucleotide messenger RNA. Its product is annotated as ABC transporter, transmembrane domain, type 1. Gene Ontology annotation, molecular function: ATP hydrolysis activity; ATP binding; ABC-type transporter activity. Gene Ontology annotation, cellular component: membrane. Lineage: Eukaryota; Fungi; Ascomycota; Sordariomycetes; Hypocreales; Cordycipitaceae. Bases 1 to 1980 code for a protein of 659 amino acids. The transcript has 3 exons. Gene Ontology annotation, biological process: transmembrane transport. The record is from RefSeq and is a predicted model, not a curated record.
AUGAUCGUUCAUUUGGAGGAUGGGACGGUUGGCUUCGUUGGUGGUGCUGCUCAAUUACAUGCUCGUGGAAUGCUGGACAGUUUGUUACAGUCUUGCAGACUAGAUGAAGUGGAAGGAAACGAGGAGGUUACAUUAGAAGACGUCCCGUCGUUUCCCCUCGAACACCUUGAUCAGCCUAAUGGUCCUGUUAUAUCACAAAGUAGGCCGGGGACUGGCAAGGCGCCACGACCGUUUCUGAAAAAAGAGCAAGACAAGACGAACAAAUCCUCUCUGCGCCUUUUUAUCCAGUAUCUCACAGCAAGUGAUGCAUGGUGGCUGUGGGCUCUAGUUGCCGUGAUUAGUGUGUCACAUAUGGCUCUUAUACUCGCAAGGAGCUGGUGGCUACGUGUCUGGAUCAACCAUGAUACCGAGAUCAUUAUCAAUGCACCAAACAUGGUAGUGGGGAAUGGCAGCUUUCAUUUUUGCAUCUACGUGGCUUUCGCUAUCUGCGAGUGGCUUGUGGGCGCGAUGUGUCUACGCGGUAUACUCAGCGCACCUCUCCAAUGGCUUGACACAGUUCCUGUUGGCCAGAUUUUGAAUCGCUUCUCGGUUGACUUGAACAUCGUCGACUCUCGAAUCUGUCUCUCUCUGAUCCAAAUACUCGUCGCCGGCCUGGAAUCUGGCAGUGUGAUUGUCGCCGGCAUUAUCGUGAACCCUCUGUCAAUCAUCCCAAUCGUUCCCCUGGCAUCGGCAUGUGUCUACUUCAGCCGUGUGUACCUUGUCGCGGCGCGGGAGAUGAAGCGCAUGGAAAACAUCGCUCGCAGUCCAAUUUAUGAGAAGUUCAACUCCUCGCUCACUGGACUUUGGACUAUCCGGGCCUAUGGAAAAUCGGAAAUCUACAUUGAGCAAAUGCAGCAACUUGUGGAUGCUCACGCUCGGGCAUAUUGGCAUCAGUGGCUGUUGACACGCUGGCUCGGAACGAGAAUCAACAUCACCGGAGCGAUUUUUACCACAUGUGUUGCUGUCUUGGUGACCCGCCAGAAUGGAGUAGAUGCCGCCUCGGCGGGCUUUGCGAUCGGGUUUUCAAUUCAGCUGUCCAGUGCCAUCACUCAGUUAAUUCAGGUUUACACUGGUUUCGAACUGGACUUGAAUUCCGUCGACCGCGUCCUGGAGUACUCUGACGUGGAGUCAGAACUGUACGAGGGGAUUGAUCCCCCCACCGCGUGGCCAACGGAGGGCCGAUUGGAUAUGGUCAACCUGGCAGUGAAGUAUGCACCUGACCUGCCGCCGGUUCUUAGUGGUGUUAACGUGAGCAUUGACGGGUAUCAACGCGUCGGUAUCGUUGGCCGAACCGGCGCAGGCAAGUCGUCGCUGGCUCUCGCUCUCUUCCGAUUCUUAGAAGCCAGCCAAGGCCAGAUUCUCAUUGACGGAGUCGACAUUGCAAAGAUGACGCUGACCCAUUUGCGUGGCCGACUGGCCAUCAUCCCACAGAAUCCAGUGCUAUUCUCAGGAACUGUUCGCUCCAAUCUGGAUCCAUUCCAAGAAUACGAUGAUGACGAACUUCUCUCUGCUCUGGCACAGGUCAAGUACACGACCUCUGCGGCAAAAAUACUAUCAUCAGAACUCGAAAUACCCAUUUACAAGGGAGGUUUGAAUCUGUCUCAAGGCCAGCGUCAGCUCCUUUGCCUCGCUCGUGCGAUUGUCUCCAAUCCAAAAAUCCUCAUACUGGACGAAGCCACUUCUUCGAUCGACCAUGCGACGGAUGAGAAGAUUCAGCAGGCCCUGCGGGCAAAAUUUGGACGUGGUUCUUCAACCCUUCUAGUGAUUGCCCACCGCUUGAGCACGAUUGCUGACUUUGAUCAUAUCUUGGUCUUGGAUCGUGGCACCGCGGUGGAAUUUGGGUCUCCUAGAGACUUGAUAAACCUGGAGAAUGGCAUCUUUCGAGCAAUGGUAGAGAAGGAUUCAGAGAGGGGCCAAUUACUUCGCAUUAUCUCAGGAUAA